UACUUGCUCAGAUCCGCCUUCGGAGUUGAGCAGGGAAGUUAGAACAAGCGGUGACUUUGUGGGAAAAACGCGCAUUGCUGUGUUGACACAGAAAACCUCCUGAUGGCCACCUUUUUCGGGGAAGUCUUGUCUGUGUACUCCAGAGCUGUGGAGGAGGAUGAAGAUGAAUUAGAAGAUGAAAGCGAAGAGGAUGUGCAAAUCCGGAGAGAAAUAGAAAACAAGAGAGAAGUCCAUGUUCACUGGAGCUCAGAGAUCACAAAGUCAACAGACAAACCCUUUCAGUGCAGUGACUUUAUCAUAGGAGUGGGACACAAUGCAGCAGGGUUUCUCUCGGCCUUUGUCCUGAGCUCUGGGAGCUGGGAGGCAGUGGGGUCGGCCAGCCUGUGGAACGAGAGGAGCAGGGGCUCCAGCCAGCCGGCGGGAGAGCCCUCCUGUAGGUUCUACAGGUCGGCGGGCUGCUCCUCGGUUCUAAUAUGUCUGUGCACGUGCUUUGUAGCUGAAGACCAGUUAUUCCAGUGGACUGAAAAGGUCUUCGGCUUUAUCCAGACGAGAGGCCUGCAGGUGCUGGUGCUGUCGGACGCGUCUGUGUCCGAGUACACAACGGCAGAUCCCGUCUCCGCCAGUCCAGUGCCCUUCCUGAGAGCCUUGAAGUCCAGCGCCUAUCAAGACAGGGUGCACUGCCCCAUGAUGGAGCAGCCCAACAUCGUCACCUGCCUUCCUGCUGCAGUUCUGAGCCACUGUCAGGUUCAUCAGAUCCCAGCUGUCCUGUAUCAGUGCUACAGUGAUGUCGUCAGUCCUGAUACCGUCACCAUGGAGACCUACAAGCCAGCCCUGCCUUGUCUGAGCAAGUUAGUAACGCUGGACUCCAGUCCUAGUAUUGAUGUCCUCAGGAAAGUGGUCAAAUCCAGUGAAUCUCAAAGUAAUCUCUACACUUAAACCAACAGUAAAAUUUAUUUUUUAUUUUUUUUCUCAGCUGUAUUUUUUGUAAUGAUGUAGAUUAAUACUUGUAAAAAUGAAUAAAUGA
This is a messenger RNA of Lepisosteus oculatus (spotted gar), 1024 nucleotides long. RefSeq names its product proteasome (prosome, macropain) assembly chaperone 1 (gene psmg1). Gene Ontology annotation, biological process: proteasome core complex assembly. Gene Ontology annotation, cellular component: endoplasmic reticulum. Gene Ontology annotation, molecular function: proteasome binding. NCBI's taxonomy places the organism in Eukaryota, Metazoa, Chordata, Actinopteri, Semionotiformes, Lepisosteidae. The record is from RefSeq and is a predicted model, not a curated record.